This is a messenger RNA of Aspergillus glaucus CBS 516.65, 1880 nucleotides long. RefSeq lists its product as uncharacterized. The transcript has a single exon. The record is from RefSeq and is a predicted model, not a curated record. Lineage: Eukaryota; Fungi; Ascomycota; Eurotiomycetes; Eurotiales; Aspergillaceae. The coding region runs from base 267 to 1769 and encodes 500 amino acids.
AACCUCUUUCAAUUGAUCAUCCUCAUUGUCACCUCUUAUCCCUAUUACUAUUGGUAUUAUUACCUAUAUAGCCUGACUCGCUCGGUAUUACUGCUCCAUAUAACCUAAACCGUUGCCGAAAUUGGCCGUGGGUUCAUUAUAUUGCGCCUGUUAAUAAUCUUGUACCACCACCGCAACCUAUCACCAGCACACGACAUCUGGCCUCUCCAUACGAUACACCUCUCCCACUUGGAUUCUCAAGUCGACUUGAUUCUGGUAUCGACACAAUGGACGAGUCAACCGACAUAGAGCCCUUCCCGGUCCUCGCGAGGCCUGGAUCGCCCUCGCCCGACAUCCUCCCCACGCCCGCUAUCUCGUCCUGCCCGUCUCCAGAUCGCACCUUUUCCACCGUUUCGUCGCAUUCGGCCUCGUCUGCUACCUCCGCUGUCUCCGUGGGAUCCAGGAGACGCGGGUAUAUCCGUCCGCAAGGUGCCGAAUUCGCCGACUCCGCCAAACAUCGCGAGAGUGUUAUGAGUUUAGGCAGUAUCGCUCACCUGCAGUAUUAUUUCGCUCGAACGGGAUUGUUGGAUGGUAAAGGUGGCCAGGCGCGCGAGUUCAAGAAGAAAAAGAAGAUGCCCGAUGGUACGCCCAGGUUGUUGUUGACGCCCAAUGCCCGGUAUAUUCCUGAUGAUUUGUCGGAGAGUCCCACCGACGACGAAUCUUUCGAACCGACCGAGGAUGGCUUCGACGACGAUGGCGAAGUCAUGCUCCCACCAACCGUGAGCACAUAUAGUAUCAAAACCUACCAUAUUCCGCCUCCACCCGAUCUACCGGCCUUGCGAAAAGACUUGCUGGAUGCUGUGGAAAGAGCGGAGAGAGAAAUUGAGGAUAUUGGGUCGCAGAAAGAACCUCCUCCCGGUUUCAACCCUCCACGGAUCAGUCUCUCCCCCGAUGUAGACUCGGAGGAUGAAUCGCGCCACGAGCCUCCGUUUCCAAGACCACAAGCGUGGCAUGAAAUCCAAGGAAUGCGCAUCUUGGACGUGGUCACUCUGGCGAUCCGUGCUGCUAGGAUCUAUUACACGGCCCACGAGCGCCCAGAACUUCUAGCAACGGUCAAGAGCGAACGAGAGAUUCGACAAGCGCUGUUUCAUGUUCUUGAGCUUCUCAAGCGCUGGGCCUCUCGCAACUUCUCUGGUGGACUGCGCGAGGACGAGCGCACAGCAAUCAUGGGUUGGAUGUCCGAUGUGCGCGCCAUGCUGGCCCGAGAGCGUGAACUAGAAGACGCAGAAACCAAAGAACGUGAAAGCUGGACUUGGGCUCAUGGCGACUGGACCGGUAGGGAAGGGGAGCGCGAAGAAGCCUUCCUCCGCAGCUUGAUGGGGACUGACACUUCGUUGCCGACUUGGACUUCGACUGACGGCGCCUCCCUCCCGACACCCUUAUUGGAGCGGCUCCGCGACGGUCGUGACCUCGUCCGUAUGCACAACCGGGCCAUCAAGAAAUCGAAACGUCCUUUUUGCGAGAUCAAGUCGUACCACCAAGACAUUGGCAAGCCGUACCGCUGUGCCGAAAACCUGCGCUUCUGGCUCAAGGCAGCAGAAAUCCGAUUCGAGGCGAAGCUGGAGAUGGACGUCUUGGGCGUGGUAUACGGCAGCAGCGACGAAGCAUGGCAGCAAUUCAAUUCGACGCUGCUUUCAUGGUGCAAAAUCGUGCGGGAGGAACUGACGCGCGACUGGUGGCCGCCAUCGGGCGAGAACACCAUCACCACCACCACGGUAUAUCCCAACUAAUUUGCAUGAUAUGUUAUUUUGAUUUCCGUUUGAUGUGCCUUGAAAGAGGCGUAAUUUUUUUUUUUUUUUUUUUUUUUUUUUUUUUUUUUUUUUUUUUUUUUUUUUUUUUUU